CGCAUGCGCACUGUUAUUUCACUUCCGUGUUUUGAUACCGUCGCCGGCAAUUUUUUGUUGAUUUAAUUUUUGCCACAAGUAGAAGUGUUAAAAUGUCGAAGCCUGAGCUACGAUGUGUAUUUGCAUCUAUGCCCAAAACUGAGCGUGGAAAAUUUAUAGUUUUGGGUGCUGACAGGAAAGGACAGAACUUCCUGUAUGCCAAUGGAACUAACAUAUACAUCAGAGAUAUCAAUGAUCCAACCAAGUGUGACAUAUACUCGGAGCACACUGCUCCUUGCACCAUGGCACAGUACUCGCCAUCCGGCUUCUAUAUUGCAUCAGGAGAUGCUACCGGCAAGGUGCGAAUUUGGGAUACUGUAAACCCUGAGCAUGUGCUUAAAAAGGAGUUCCACGUGCAGGGCGGACCAAUCAAAGAUAUCAGCUGGUCUGAGGACAACACCAAGAUUGCUGUGGCAGGAGAAGGAAGGGAAAGGUGUUGCAAAGUAAUAACGUCAGACUCUGGUAACACCGUUGGUGAAAUCGGUGGUCACACUGGCACCGUGAAUGCUAUUGCGUUCCGUCCAGUCCGUCCAUUCAGGAUCGUCUCUGCUGGUGAGGACAUGAGAUCUCAGCUUUACAAGGGACCGCCAUUCAAGUACGAGAAAGACUGUAAAGACCACACUAACUUCGUAAACUGUGUGCGCUACAGUCCGACAGGAGAUGUGUACAUAACUGGCGGAGCUGAUGGACAGGCCAUUGUGUAUAAUGGGGAGUCUGGAGACAAGAUCGGUGUACUUGGAGGAACGAAGUCACACGCAGGUGGCGUCUAUGGCGUUGCAUUCAGUCCAGACGGUAAGGAAGUGUUGACUGUCUCCGGGGACAAGACGGCCAAAAUCUGGAAUGUGGAGAGCAGAGAGGAAGUCACGAAAUUUGAGCUAGGCAAAGAGUUAGGUGACAUGUUGGUAAGCUGCGUGUGGUCUGGAGACAACAUCAUUGUUGUCUUGCUCAAGGGCUAUAUCAACUACCUAGACAGGAAUAACCCCAGCACUCCAAUCAAGACCCUCAGGGGCCAUAACAAGCUAAUUACUGCCAUGACACCGUCCACUGAUCGGUCCAAAGUUUUCACUACCAGCUUGGAGGCUGUAUCUGCCAAGAGUAAUGCGGUUAACGCUGUCAUUCUGGCGUGGGAUAUAAACACUGGCCUUGCUGAGGAGUUUAAAGGUCACGGUCACACAAACCAGGUAUUUGACAUGGUUGCAAGGGGUGACUAUCUCAUCUCGGUUUCGAUGGACGACACAUGCCGCUAUACCAGCAUCUCCAGCAUGCAGUAUGGUGCCGAGGCUUGCAAACUACCGUCCCAGCCUAAAGGCCUGGCUGCUCUUGACUCAGGAUUAGCCGUGAUUGCCUGUAUGGACCAUGUUGUGGUCGUGAACAAAGGUAAUGUCAUGUUCCAACAGGAAGUCAAGUUUGGCCCCACAUGUGCAGACAUCAGCCCAGACAAGACAACUGUCGCCUUUGGCGGAAAAGGUGACCUGCAUAUAUUUGAGCUGGACGGAAUGACCCUUCGAGGCAAGAAGAUAAUAAAGAUAGGCGAUGAUGUGAUGCGAGCCAAGUUCUCGCCAGAUGGAGCUUACUUGGCUGUUUGCACAGGCAGCAAGAGAAUUACAUAUGUGUAUAAUGUGGCUGAUGAUUUUAAGGAACAUAACCACUUCACGAAGCAGACUGCCAAGAUAUUCUCGCUAGACUGGGCACCCAACUCGCAGUAUUUUGCCACAGGAAGUCUUGAUGGUAGCUUCGUAGUUUGGUGCCUCUCGACUGUAUUUGGCAAGGAGCAAGUCUGCUCAAGGAUGGAUGCACAUAAGAAGUGUUCAGUUUCCAGCCUGGCUUGGCUCUCUGACAACACCAUCAUCACAGCCAGCAACGACUGCACCAUCAAACAAUGGGACAUUAAGUUUGCAUAGUCACUCUAGCAGCUCUAGACUUAUACAAAUUGUAGAUAGCACGGACUGCCUUUUCCUAUAAUAUGUAUUUCUUUCCACUAUAAUUCUGUGUAUCAUGAACAAAGUUUGUUUGUUUGGUUAAGGAAAGUUUCAAGUGUUGGAUGAAUUUAAGAGUCUAGUACUAAUAAAUAUAACCAUGUUUUAUUAACAUAAGCCAUCCAUCAUUACUGUAAGAGAUUUCAACUUCAUUUUAAGGGUUCAACAAGUUGAGUUUUCACAAAGAUUUUUUUUUAUAAAGCCAGUCUAUUUAAAAAAAACAUCUUAAUGAAAUUGCUAUGUAAUCAUAGUAAAACUUUGUUUUAUUACCACCAUACAAAAUAUUUUUAUAAAAAUAGCGUCAUUAAGGGGAUUAUUAAAAAUUGAAAUCCAUGCAAAAAUAAUAUAAUUAUAUUACAUAUAUUGAUAUAUAAUAUCAAUGUAAAUUCAGUAUAGAAAAAAUCUCUUAUGUCAAUUUCUAAAAUGCAGUUACACAUGGUGGAUGGCUUACCUUUAGUUAUAUAAAAUCGUGUUUAUGUUUACAGUUUACUAACAUAGGACUGUGAUAUAUUUACUGGUUAUAAUUUCAGUUUGGUCAGUUCCCUUCUCACAUCCCUAAAAAAAACUAACUAAGCAUUCAUCUGUGUGUAAUAAUUCUUUCACAUGUACCAUGCAAUGUUCUGUCGAUAAAGCAGAUGCUGCGGAUACAUAUUUCAAUUCCCAAUAAUUAAUAAAGCUAUUUUCUUGUUUACACAUGCUGUCCUAUGCAAAUAUACAAUUUCAUGUAUAGUAGAAAAUGAAUUGUUGUUGUUGGUUAAUUAUGACAAAAAAACUUCAUAUUUCAUUAGUUAUUCUGCAAUAUCAUAGAUCCUCAUUUUACAGUGUAGCUUGAUUUUGCAUCACAUAUUUUAAGUUAUUUAUCAUGGACAAACGUAAAUAACCUAUGGUUUUGACCAUUCAAAGAUGCAAUUUUUAUGAAGGUAAAUCCUUCUUUGUCUAAAGUAAAUUUUUUAAACUAAUAUCAAUUGUAAACAAACUCAGUGUGGUGAAGAUAUGAUAGAAACACAUGUUUUAAGAGCAAUCAUUUGGUUUGUUGUCACCAAGCGGGAAAAGUGGAUUUUCUCCUGUUUCGCCCACAUCACAAGACCAUACUUUUGCGAAAAAAUUGUGCCUACAAGAGUGAUUAAUAUAAAUUUGUAGUAUUUUGUUUCACAAUCGUUGUAAAAUAUAUGAGUUUAAACUUAACAUGCACUUUGUUGCAAAAGCUAGAUUAACUGACUUGGACAUAUUGUUCUAUAAGUAUAAUCCUCAAAUAUUUAUCCUACAAUUGUAAUUCUUAAGAUUCGAAGUACAUAUGGAAUAUUAAUUUUAUAGCUAUUUUUUUAUCAUAAUGAAAGUGUCUUCAUUGGAAUUAUUUAAAUUUUGUAUUUUAAUUACUGCAGUCCCGUUCUCCUUAUUUUAUUAAAUUAACAGUUAUUGAAUUGUUGGAUUUAUAUGCCAAUCAAUUUCAAAAACUACUGUAGCUUGGUUCAGGCUUGUUAAGAAGUGCUUUUUUAGUUGUUUGCAAUUAUGUUUAGAUGAUAUAUAUUGGGUGUUGUUUUCAUUCCUGUAAGGUUCCAAUGUACUGUUAAGCUUGUCUCUUUAUCAAGCUGAUGUUAAAUUUUUGUGCUCGGUGAACCCAUACAAUUUUGGCAUCAUCAGAAAGGUUAUUUUUGUUGAUUAAUGAUAUGUAAAAUAAAUGAAAGAAAAUUAAUUAAAUAAUUAUAACAGGUUGUCUUAAUUUCAACUGGAAUAAUUCAAAAGGGCGAGAGUGGUAUAGGUGUCCGCCUUUUACCAAAGAGGCUGUGGGUUUGAUCCCCACUAGGGGUACUUUCUCAUGGCCUCUCGAAAUGGACACCGGUACUGGUUUCUACCGAGGAAACGGACUAAAGACUGAUUCUAUAAGCUAUCAGCUUUCGUCAUAAUCAAGCUAAAAGACAUUUGAAUAAACUAGCCAAAAUGGAGUGUAAAUUUGCAAAGGGCUAUUCCAUUUUAAAAUAUAACCCCCAAGGAGAGGCACCCCCCUACAGAAGCAAAUUUACCCUUGUGGGGUCCAAAUUAGCGAAAAGACACCCACCUUUAUACUUUUUAAAUAAUUGCCCUUCUCCUGUGGGUUAUAUGUUUUACUGGAAUAGCCCUAAGCCAAAAUAGCAUGUUGGCAAUGCACUUUUUCUCGACUCACAUACUGCAAAUGAUACCAACAUAAUAACAAAUGGGGUUCACUGACAUCUGAAAAAGAUCACCUUAUUGUACAUUGGGUUCCUUCUGUUGUUGUGAUUUGAGCAAGAAGUGUCUUGGUAUGUUUCUUUGAUCAGUGCAUUUUGUCUGGGCAAGUUUGUAAGUUUUCUGGUGAUAACAUACUAUAUAAUGAAUAAAAUAUAAACUCUU
Molecule: messenger RNA, 4382 nt
Organism: Mya arenaria
Lineage: Eukaryota; Metazoa; Mollusca; Bivalvia; Myida; Myidae
Product: WD repeat-containing protein 1-like
Exons: 16
Coding region: 93-1940 (615 amino acids)
Biological process (GO): positive regulation of actin filament depolymerization; actin filament depolymerization; locomotion
Cellular component (GO): cortical actin cytoskeleton
Molecular function (GO): actin filament binding
Source: RefSeq, a predicted model, not a curated record